Messenger RNA from Rhagoletis zephyria (snowberry fruit fly), 546 nucleotides. Lineage: Eukaryota; Metazoa; Arthropoda; Insecta; Diptera; Tephritidae. The record is from RefSeq and is a predicted model, not a curated record.
AUGAACACCCUACUCACCAGAUCGAACGCCGUCUUUGCGUUCACCCUCUCCAAUCUGGCCGUUCUCACUGCCUUUCUCGUCCUCUCCACCUUGUUGACGGACUACUCGAAGGUGGUGGACGUGAGGAUCAACACGGUGCGGAAGGUGGUGAAGAACGUGGCCGACUUCUCCGCCGGUCGAGAGCGCAACGACCUGGGCUUCAUCUCCUUCGACCUGGAGGCGGACUUUAGUCGCGUCUUUGACUGGAACACCAAGCAGCUCUUCCUCUUCCUGACCGCCGAGUACCAGACCAAGAACAAUGUCCUGAACCAGGUGGUCCUCUGGGAUCACAUCAUGCUGCGUGACCAGAACCCGAAGCUGUCACUGCGCGACCAGCACACCAAGUACUACUUCUGGGACGACGGCAACGGCCUGGUGGGCAAUGAUAACGUCACCCUAACUCUCAGCAUGAACGUCAUCCCCAACGCCGGCUUCCUGCCCAUUCACUCGGUGCCGCAGUCACUGCAUCGAUUCACCUUCCCUAACGUCUACGCCGCCAAGAGCUAG